This is a messenger RNA of Bicyclus anynana (squinting bush brown), 2372 nucleotides long. RefSeq names its product E3 SUMO-protein ligase ZBED1. Bases 899 to 2158 code for a protein of 419 amino acids. Lineage: Eukaryota; Metazoa; Arthropoda; Insecta; Lepidoptera; Nymphalidae. The record is from RefSeq and is a predicted model, not a curated record. The transcript is spliced from 3 exons.
UACGUCAUCCACAUCUGGACGUUUUGGUUUCUUAAAUGUGAUAUCACUUUUUUUGGAAAUGGUUUUGUAGUAAGAAAUUUUGUACUUUUUUUCAACUAGGUCAUUAAUUUCAAUUAUAAAGCCGAUGUAAUAUUGCCAUUUCUUUUUCUGAUAGUAUCUUACUAGAACAUCAUCUCCUUUUUCAACUGCAUUAUUUCAAUAUUAUUUAAGCAGUUGGAUUUAUUUUCAUUUUCAGUCCGUUCUACAUUCUUUAUACCCUCAUGACUUUUUGGAUUCUUUUCUGCAUAUUCAUAUUCUUUUAAGCUCAUCCUCAUAUCAGUUGCUACUAUGUCAUCGGUUUUGGUAUUUUCAAUUUUUGUAUCUGUGUCAUUCUCUAAUCCAAUACGCAUAAUCUCAUUAAAUAUUUCAGCUUCCCUAUCAUUAUUUUUUUUCUUAACCACUUCAUCAUCAUUAUUAAUAAUUUCUUGUACUGAAUCCAUAUAAUUUAACUCUAAGCUGUGACUAUCCUCGUCGUUUAUUUGUUCGAGAUCUAUGACAUCAGGAUCUUCUAUCUGUUCAACGCUGAUGUCAUCUAAGUCACUGUCACUGUGUAUACUCAUUAAAAUUUCUUCAGUGGUUGUUGAACUAGUACUUUGUGAUUUCUUUGAUCUUUUACAGGGUGUAUUUCUUAUUUUGUUAAUGACAUUUUUAUCUGCAUUUGACUUCCAUUUCAGAUUUAGUGCAAUGUUUGUCUCUAUGGCUUCGUUAUCUGAGGAAUUUCCAAUAUUUUCUUUAGUCGGAAACAAUAUAAUUAUCGUAGGUGAGACAAGAUUGAAUAUUGUCUCGUUUAAGAUUUUUACGAUCUUUUGGCUUCAAUUUUAAAUUUUCCUUCAAGAUUGUAGACUUCGGUAUUUCUAUAAUGGCAUCGAUAACUGGCCUCAUGGAACAACGAUACGCCACUACCAAAGCCAUUUUAAAACAAAAAUUAAGUGAGAUAAAUAAUAUUGCUUUAACAAGUGAUAUAUUAACUCAUACUAACUCGACACGAAGUUUCAUCGUAGUGACAGCACAUUUUCUUAACACAGCUAAUAACUGCACUCCUGAGCAUGAGAUGGUGACAUUGACAGCACGAAGAAUGUAUCAGGCGCACACAGCUGGUUAUAUAAAAGAAUGCUUUGAAAAUAUUACCGACGAGUUAACAAUAGAAAAGGAUUGCAUCUUAUCAAUUACCACUGAUGGUGGUGCUAACAUGGUUGCUGCAGUGAAGAAAUUUUUGGAAGAUGGAAAAAGAAUUCCUUGCAUGGCGCAUUUGCUGAAUUUAAUAGUGGAUGGCGCAACAAGAGAUAAUGCACCAGUUCUUCAAAUUGCCAAUCGUGUCAAAGCCAUUGUUACAUAUUUUAAACAAUCUGUGAACGCAAUGGACGAUUUGCGAGCAGAACAAGAGGGACAAAAGAAAGAGGGAGAAGUGUUAACACUUAUACAAUCAGUAAGCACAAGGUGGAAUUCUUGUCUUGAUAUGUUGGAAAGAUUCAAUACAUUAUCAGCUAUUGUGGCUAAGAUUUUAGCAACUAGGCGGAAUGCACCUGAUAUGAUAACUUCUUCAGAGUUAAGUGUCAUACGAGAUCUGAUAAUAUUACAUACCCCAUUUAAGCAAGCUACUGAACAAAUUAGCGGCGAUCAGUACGUGACUUCUAGUUUGGCGAUUCCCAUUGCAAACUUACUUCAGAAAGGACUUGAAGAAGUAAAGCCUUUCACCGAAUUUGGUGUUGCUGUUCAGAAGAGUUUGCUAAACUUAGUUAUUGCCAAACUAGAACCACUAGAGCGACAUUUACAUCUUGCUAUAGCAACAAUUUUAGACCCUCGCUUUAAGCGUAUUCACUUUAAUUCAGCACUAGCUGUUUCCACUGCAAUAACCGCAUUGUCAAAAGAAAUACGUUUAGAACAUAGACGUAGAGGACAACUUUCGCCUGAACUCAGACCCACAACCACUACCAUAAUUCCAAAUUCAGAAAAUUCUUCGCCGUCGUUGUGGUCCGGACAUGAAAAAAUUAUGAUAGAUAUUGCUGCAGCAACCUCCAGUUUACUUUCAACCAGUGAUGGUAUGCCUAGCGAACUAAAGCAAUAUCUAGAUCAGAUCUAUAAUACCCAGAAAAGAGAAUCCUACAAAAUUCUGGUUUGAUUGUCGUCAUUUUACUCCAGUCCUUUCCGACAUAGUUCUAAAGUAUUUGAUAUCGCCUGCGUCCUCGGUUUCCUCAGAGAGAGUGGCAUCUGCUGUAAAUCUCGCAGUACCCAAUAACAGAAGUCGGCUUACAGCCGAGCAUGUAAAUCAAAGAGUUUUUCUUAUGUCUGUAUCAGAUAAAUAUUGGUUUGAUUAAUAAAUAAUUAAUAUUUUU